AUGCAUCUUGGUUUAAUCUACCUACUUGUUAUUGCCAAGUGCACAAUUGGGAUCGAAUUGCAGAUUCUGGACGGGUAUUUUUACACAAUCAAUGUUACCAUUGGAAGCCCGCGUAAGUCUUUUUUUUUUAAUUUACGCCUUAUUUUUUAUAAAUUUUGAGUAAUCAUUCUAGUUCAAACACCACAAAUUUUUGCCUAACUUUGAUUAGAAAUUACACCUUUGUAGAAGAGCGUGCCACGUGCCUUUAUAAGGUCAUAAAAGCGGAACCCUUCCUUUCCGAAAAUUGGGUCCAAAAACGCAGCAAAGCAAAAGUGGGUCCAGCCAACAGCAAAUGCGCAGAUAAACAAGAUUACGGUGCAUAUUAUAGCAUUACAAAUGACAGUAUUGUCGGAAAAUUAAGUCAAAAAUUAGCUGUAGUUGGAAGAAAAGAGGGAAAUUGGGUUAGAAAUAACUCGUACAGACUACAAAUGUUGUCUGAACGUUUGGCUGUGACUUCUUUACCCUAGAGAUAUCUGAAAAAGUCGAAUAUCUCGGAUUUUUUGAGAUGAAGAUUUUCAUUGAUGACAAUGUGGCGCACUAUAUAGAAAAUUGGACUAAGAUUGAAUACUUGAAAAACACCCGUGCAUUUGAAACCGUGUAUGAUAAAAAAGAUAUAUUUUUAGCCCAAGUUUUUACAUUGGCAUUGGACAUCACAACCAGCAACACAUGGGUAUUUGGGAACAGCUCCGAACUCGACUUGAUUGGAGAAAACAAGACCUACUACGAUCCUCGGUAAGCAGUGAUUUCUUAAAUACAUCCUAGCGCAGAUACGCUUAUCAUUUCAAAAAUUGAAAGCCUAUUUCAACUUUUAGGUAUUCUGUAACUUCCCUGCGAGUAGCGCCUUUUCAACAAAACUCUUCACUAUCAUCCAACGAGCAAGUUUCAAAUCUCAUAAAAAAGUAUGACACUACAAUAUUCGCUGAUGCAAUGCAACUAAAUCAUGACAAUAUUGGGAGUAUUCGAUUUAUUGUGGUUGAGAAUUACGAUGUUGGCAGUUACUCCUAUCUUCCGACUAAUGGACUCUUCGGACUUGGUCAAGAUGUCCUGGAGAAUGGCAUUGGAAUAAUCUCAAAUAUCCUGCAUUUCAAGAAAGCCAACACGAUCUCAUUGUACACACCGAGGUAAGGGGCUUUUGUGGUUUUAUAAAUAUGUAUUAGAAACAAUGACAGUUUUUGAUCAGUAGUAAUGCUUGUGAAAGAAAGACUUGUGUAUUGCAUUGUUCAUAAAACGGAAAUGGAAUUCUGACAGGAUUAGAGCUGGUUGAGAUAGGAAAAUUCAAAAAAAAAGAAAGAGUAAACGAGCAAUCCCUAUAAAGAAGUGGUGUUUUCAAUACUAUGGCUUGUGUGCUUUUAGGAAUACAUAUGGGGAUAUAUUUCUACAGUCCCCCUGCCAAUUCUGCUUUUUCUCGGAUGCAAACUACCAAUUCAUCGUCAAAUCUUUUGCAGGCUCUGUAAAUAGUCAGACACAAUUUGUACUUCCUGACAGAAAAUGGCCAACGAUAUGUCAAGUUCUUUGUCAUGUUGUCAGAACUUGCAUAUAGACUUGAAAAGCCGCGAUCACAGCGUCUUCAAGUUCACUUUCUUUACAAAUUCCGCUAGUGUAACCAGUAAAUAAGAAGCACUCUGUCGCCAAGAUAUGCAUCGCCUAUGAAUUGGUCACAUCCAAUUGAUUUUCACAUCCGCGGCGCGACCGGCGCAGCAAUAUAGGGCUCAUUAUUUUUCUCGACAGACUGGUGGGGCUACACUAUCAUAACGUUUAUUUUUUUGCGUAUCUUUCACUAUAACAUUCCUACUGCCUUCAGGAACGUCCACAAUGACAAAGCGUACAUGUUAUUCGGUGAAGCCUCACCUCACGUGAAUUGUAAGCAAACGAAUUGGACAUUAUUCGACGUCUACGACAAUACAAAUGAAAGCAGCAAGUUGUUCGAAAUGAAAUACACCUUGUAAGUUCCGUUAUCCCGUAGGCAAUAUCCGGAAGUGGAACCAAAGUCAUUAUGACUGAUCACUGUUCUUUACUAACAAUACAAAAGUGACAGCAAAAUUUUUGCGUUGCAAAAUGACGCAGUUUCCUGCAGACUAAUUGUUGACAAGCUGACUGAGAAAAUUGACUUUCCUUUUCAUCCAAUUAAAGAAUUUUUAUCCAACGUAAAAUCAACAUAACACAAUAAAUUCCAGUUCUAAAUUCGGCACACACAAACUUCAGUCGCCUUCGUACCCUUACUUUGCCUUAUCAACUUUAACGUCGUAUAUUACUGUAAACACACCCAUGUUCAAACUUAUAUCAAAAACACUUACUCCAUUCCACGAUCGCAACCGAACAAAGCCCGUGCAUACUGUAAACUGCAAAUGGCGAAAUGAAGCGCCGCCGCUGGAGUUUGGAACAAAGGAUUUUAAAUUUUCAAUACCUCCAAGCGAUUACAUCCAGGAAACGGUAGGUCGAAGCAACAGAAAAGCACCGCAUUCAUCAUUUCUAUAGUGUCUUAGUAUAAAAUAGUGCCUCUUACCGAACAACAAAACAAGUCAAAUCUUUCUCAAGUCCCUGUUUUCAGAAGCCCAAUUAUUGUGUGCUGAAGAUCCGCCUGAACGAAGCCAAUCCUCGUUGGGUGUUUGGGAUAUCGUUUUUGAAGAAUUAUUGCGUACAAUUCCGGUUGCAAGACAAAAAAGUCGGAUUCAUUCCGUCCGCAGAGCCAUAG
Bursaphelenchus xylophilus (pine wood nematode) is the source of this 2731-nucleotide messenger RNA. The record is from the annotation of a GenBank genome assembly. Lineage: Eukaryota; Metazoa; Nematoda; Chromadorea; Rhabditida; Aphelenchoididae.